CCCAACGCCAUGAACGACCGUCCUCCACAGCCGCCUGCGCGCCUAAUUGACCUCCGGACCACCACUGAAAUCCUCAAACAAACCACCACCACCAUCUUCUCCACACGCCAUCAUCUCCUUAUCUUUCUCUAUCUUUCCUUCCUUUUGCUUUCUCUACGUGCUAGCGUCGAAAACGCCACUCAUUCCCUCACUUCCUUCAUCGAUAACGACCCUUCCAUAAAAUCUCUCCUCUCUCGAAUUCAACUCCCCCCCAAUCCCACCACGAUCACCACCAGACAACGCCGCCGCCACCGCCCCUUUCUCCAGCUCACCCGCGUCGGCACUCUAGACGACGAUUUCUUCUCAGGAGACGAAGAACUCGAUCAUCGAUUCUUUGGAAGCCUCUCCAAACCCCAAUUAAAUGCCACCUCAUUCAUACUCGACUCCUUCGAUCCCCAAUUGGGCUUCUCCAAUUUCGUGUCCGAUAACGGAAUUAGGGUAUCUGAAACCGUGCGUUCUAGUGCUAAGAUGACUUUCAGAUCAAUCGAGAUCAUAAAGGAAGAAGAAAAUGAAGUCGUUGAUGAUAGCAAUCAGUCUGCAGUGAUUGAUGGUAAGGCUGGAAGUAAAACCGUUUUGCAGUUCUUCUUGAAGAGGUUUGACCUAGAACAUCAUGAUUUGACCGCAUUGUUGUUUCUUGUUGGUGCUUUAUCUUCUUCCUAUGGGUUUGUGGUUCUCUUAUUUGUUGCUACUCAUGCUUGGGUUCAUGGGAUUAUAUUUGUACUGGUGGUGAACGAUUUCUUGGAGGGAUACAGGUCGUUCCUCAGGACUUUCUGGAAUGGUGCGUGUUUGGGUAUGAAAAGAUUGUCUGGGUUCAUUGUAAUGAGAUGGGUAGUCAGGGAUGCAUUGACUCAGCUGUUAGGUGUGUGGUUUUUUGGAGAAAUUGAGGAUCAAUAUUCAAUCUUUAAGAUUUUCGUUAGGUUGAAGUUUAUGCCAUUUUCAAUUGUGACUCCUUGGGUGAAAGGGUUUGAGAAGGAGAUUUAUGGUUUUAUGUUAUCAUGGUUCUUGUUGGAUAUGUUUAUGUCUUUUGUUUUUGCUGUGGAUGCUUGGGUGGCUAUGGUGGAUUCAAGAAAGAAUGGAAGGGAAGUUGUGAAAGAAGGUUGUCAUUUGUUGUCGUUGAUGGUGCAUCCUGCCAUCAAUCUCAAGUGUCUAGAAGGUAUUGUUUGUGGGUCAUUUGCAAGAUGGAUAUUGUUACAAUCCUUUGGCAAGUUGUUUGCUUCUGCUUUCCAGUCUCUUAUGGAGGUUUACUUUAUGGUGGCUUGGCUGAUGUAUUACUUCUCUGUGAAGUCCAUGGAUGCUAAUUCUAGUGGACAGCCUUUUGGUCGAAGAGAGCUUGAAGUCUUGCUCGAAGACGUUAGAUGAUACUUGAUGUGAAUUCUUGCAUUAUUUGCUCCCCACCCACAACCGUGAGUGCUUAAAUGAAGCGGAUCUUAUGAAACAGAUUGAAGAUGGCACAAAAAUUUCAUGGAAGGGGAUGUGGGAGCUCUUGUUGGCUGACGAGAAGCAGAGAACAAGCUAAAGACUUGUUGAGAGGAAAAAGACGUUUGAAACUUAGCAAUUAGGUCUUUUCUUAUGUUACUUAUCUUUUGGUCUAUGUAACUCUAUUGGUUCAAUAAAAGGAUUUUUAGGCUCAAUGUGGAACUCUUGUCGGUUGCAUCUUGGUUCCAUGUUACAUGGCAUUUUUCACUGCCACACCAUCCUACAUCACGAGGCGGGCUCCUUGAUAACCAUCAAGUUUCAUGAAAAUCCUGUUUGACUGAAUGGGAAUCGAGUUAACCCCUCUAAAUUCAAAGGCAGAAAGUGAUUCUUCGAUCCUGUGGGAGCG
Cynara cardunculus var. scolymus (artichoke) is the source of this 1861-nucleotide messenger RNA. RefSeq lists its product as uncharacterized. Lineage: Eukaryota; Viridiplantae; Streptophyta; Magnoliopsida; Asterales; Asteraceae. The coding region runs from base 10 to 1398 and encodes 462 amino acids. The record is from RefSeq and is a predicted model, not a curated record. The transcript has 3 exons.